This is a messenger RNA of Panicum virgatum (switchgrass), 755 nucleotides long. RefSeq lists its product as uncharacterized. Lineage: Eukaryota; Viridiplantae; Streptophyta; Magnoliopsida; Poales; Poaceae. The transcript is spliced from 3 exons. The coding region runs from base 204 to 491 and encodes 95 amino acids. The record is from RefSeq and is a predicted model, not a curated record.
ACCAGAGAGAUGGAUGCCAUGCCAGCGAGCUGAGCUUGCUGCCAGCGGCGGUGGUCCAACUAUAAAACCCGGGGCAGCGCCACCAGUUCAGUCCACCACCCCCCAGCGUCCAUCUCAUCCCCGUUUGCCGUUGAGAAUUCCUUUCACCUCACUCUUGAGCACGCGGCGGCGGCUCCUCACUCUCGCGAGCGAGCACGGGCGAAAUGGCGCGCCACGCAGGGAAGCCCCUCCUCGCGCUCCUCGUGCUGUCCAGCCUCCUCCUCUUCCUCCCGCUCGUCGCCUCCGUCCCCUUGCCAAGAAGCCUGCGCCUGGGGAACCCGCAGCAGCACCCGCCGGCUGUGAAGCUUGCUGCUUCUUCUCAGGAGGCGGCGAUGGCGGCGUGGAACCUCGGCAGCAGGCCGGCGGCGAGGCUGGCCGUGGAGGUGAACGACUACCAACCGUCCGGCCCCAACAACCGCCAUGACCCGCCCAAGGGUCCCGGCAGAGCGUGAACAGUGGACCCAAUAACCCUCCAUCUUCUUCGCCAGUAGUACAAAAGUGCUUGCUUGCUUGCUAGUUCGAUCCUGUAUUCUAAAAUGGUAGCAGAAACAAAAUCACCUACUAGUAGUUACAGAAGGGGUCUGGGGGUCGAUCGGUAUCUGUCUAUAUGCCGCGCCGAUCGGCUGGCUGUUCUUGAGUUUGUUCAUCAGAACUGCCACAUCGGUUUCUCGUGCUGUGCAGGUGUUGAAUACAGUGCCCCGGAUUAUUCAGCUCCA